Malus domestica (apple) is the source of this 969-nucleotide messenger RNA. RefSeq lists its product as uncharacterized. Lineage: Eukaryota; Viridiplantae; Streptophyta; Magnoliopsida; Rosales; Rosaceae. The record is from RefSeq and is a predicted model, not a curated record.
AUGGCAACAAUACUACCAAGGUCUUUUGCACUGAAAUCAAACAACAACAAAAAAUACUUGCGCUACAUACAUCAACGUAUCGAGAAUCUUGAUGGGCUUGUGCAACUCUCCGAAGAGGAUGUUAAGAGCGAGUACGCAAGGUUCCAAAUGGAGCCGGCAGACAGCGGUUACGGAGGACUCGUGCAUAUCAAAUGCUGUUUCAACAACAAGUACUUGAGAAGGGCGAGCGAUCACCAGUACUGGAUUGUAGCUGGAGCUAACGAACCAGAGGAAGAUAAAAAACAUUGGUCCUGCACAUUAUUCGAGCCUGUGGUUGUCCAUUCAGACAACAAGGCAGUCUUCCGAUUACUCCACGUGCAACUCGGGCACUUUGUGACGUCAUUCACUGUUAACGACUUCAACCAGUGCCUCUUCGCAGAGAGAAACACCCCCAACCUCCACAACGAUAUGGAUGUGUACACAGUCGUCGACUUGGAACCGCUUGUACUACCGAGCCCUUUUGUGCUGCAAUCAAACAACAACAACAGGUACUUGCGCUACAUGCUUGAUCAAGAAAACAACAUUCAUCAGAUUCUCCAAUUCUCCGCACAGGAUCGUACGAGCGAGUUCGCACAGUUCCAAGUGGAGCGGGCAAACAGUAGGGACCACCAAAAUAAUCAUUACGUUCAUAUCAAAUGCUUGUACAACAACAAAUACUUGAGAAGGAUGGACAUAAACAGGUCAUUGAUCCUUGCUGCGGCUGACGAUCGAGAUGAAAACACAGGCAGAUGGACUUGCACAUUGUUCAAGCCUGAAAGUGUCGGACCAACCGGCAACAACCACAACAAUGUGCUCUGCCGACUACGCCAUGUGGCAACUGGCCUCUAUACAAAGCCAUUUGUUGACAACAGAUUAGAAUUACGCCUGGGCGAAGAAAACCCUGACCCCCAAGAAGUUGAUGUCUACACAGCAAUUCGCACCCAUACAUGA